Molecule: messenger RNA, 570 nt
Organism: Adineta ricciae
Lineage: Eukaryota; Metazoa; Rotifera; Eurotatoria; Adinetida; Adinetidae
Source: the annotation of a GenBank genome assembly
AUGUUCUGCAUAAUCGCUAUUUUAUCAUUAUUUCCUAUUGUACAAUCUGUUUAUAUUGGUAAAAUGGAAAAUAAUACAAUGGUUGCCACAAUCAAUACAACAUUGGUCAAUGUAACUCUCGAGCAAUGCACAUGUGCAUUAUUGUUAACAUUAAACCAAUCACUUAUAGUUGCUUUAAAUUAUUUUCAUAUGAAUCAGACUUGUCAACUAUUCAGUUAUAACUCUACUUCGAUUUGGAUAACAUCAAAUUUUCCAAUCCGNGGCACUUUUGCGCAACACACCGCAUAUUCAACCGGAGCGUAUAGUGCGCCCAAUUCAUUAGUUGCUGUGGAUUUUAACAAUGAUGGCUAUGCAGAUCUUGCAGUGGUUCUUAAUUAUAAAAAUCAAUUGGAUCUUCGGUUUGGUAUUGGUGAAAGCGUGUUCUCAUCGCCAUUGAUAUUUUCAAUCGGAAGUCCUGGCUCACCCUUUGGAUUAAUCACGGGUGAUUUCAAUGGUGACAAUAGAUUAGAUUUUAUUGUACUAAAUUCGUACUUUACUCGAGUAGUCAUUUUGAUCCAAGCUUGUGCGUAG